Ostrinia nubilalis (European corn borer) is the source of this 2315-nucleotide messenger RNA. Its product is annotated as glucose dehydrogenase [FAD, quinone]-like. Lineage: Eukaryota; Metazoa; Arthropoda; Insecta; Lepidoptera; Crambidae. The record is from RefSeq and is a predicted model, not a curated record. The coding region runs from base 139 to 2253 and encodes 704 amino acids. The transcript has 15 exons. Gene Ontology annotation, molecular function: oxidoreductase activity, acting on CH-OH group of donors; flavin adenine dinucleotide binding.
AUUUAUAAACAAAACGUGCGCGAACGCCGCCUGUGUCGACGCCCGCUGCGCGCGACCGUGCCGUGAUUUUCGUGAAACGUGAUUUUUUGUGAUGCAAGUUUAGUUUUUUUGAGAUAGUGGCAGUAAAUAAUAUACAAAAUGAUCCGGUCACCAGAUGAAUGUGCGUGUCCGAUUCAAGAGGUGGGUCCGUCGAUGGUGGGAUCAUGUCCCAGCAACGUGAUGCUGUUCAUGGCCAUUCUAGAGGCCUUUAUCAACGGACGAUGCGACUUAGCUGACCCUUGCAAAAGAGUCGUCAGUCAAGAGAACUUGGACGAGUCCUACGACUUCGUGAUCGCGGGCGGGGGCACCGCGGGGUCGGUUCUGGCGGGGAGAUUGUCGGAAAACCCACAGUGGAAGGUCUUACUCAUAGAAGCAGGAGGUGACGAGCCGACCCAGUCGUCGGUACCAUCGUGGGUGACAGCGUACUGGGGCCGAGACGAUACUGACUGGAACUACGUCACGGAACCGCAGGAGAAGGCGUGCCUGACUGAGGAAGGGAAAUGCUCGUGGACCAGAGCUAAGAUGUUGGGAGGCUGCUCUGUCACAAACGGCAUGAUGUACAUGCGAGGACACGCGGCGGAUUACGAUGGGUGGGCGAUAAAUGGGGCCAAGGGCUGGUCGUGGUACGAGGUGAUGCCGUACUUCUUGCGGAGCGAGGAUAACAAGGAGAUAGGCAGAGGAGUGUCUGGGCAGUACCACUCGGCUGGCGGGCCUAUACCGGUGCAGAAGUUCCGUUACGCGCCCAAGUUUGCGCACGACGUGGUGUCCGCCGGCAUCGAGCUCGGGUACCCGCCCACCAGUGACCUCAAUGGAGACACUAUCACCGGAUUCACUAUUGCCCAGACGCAGAAUGACAACGGAUCGCGGUACAGCGCCGCUCGUGCGUUCGUCAGGCCAGCCACCCACCGCGAGAACCUCCACGUGCUUUUAAACGCACACGUGGCGAGGAUAGUCAUCAAUCCUGCUACGAAGAAGGUCACUGGAGUGGAGUACAUUAAAAAUGGCGAGAAGAGAACAGUUGGUGUGAAACGGGAGGCAAUAGUCUCAGGUGGUACUAUCAACUCCCCUCAAAUCUUGAUGCUCUCUGGCGUCGGGCCCAAAGAGACUCUAGAGAGGUUCAAUAUCCCCGUCAUCAAGAACCUCCCGGGCGUCGGUCAGAACCUUCAUAAUCACGUAGGAGUCCACCUGCACUUCACUCUGACCAAGGAGGCUGAGAUCCCUGAGCUGAAUUGGGAGACCGCUAUGGAAUACAUGCUUCAGAGAGACGGGCCGUUAUCGGCUACUGGUUUGUCGCAGUUGACUGGUAUCGUGAAUUCCCGCUACGCCGCAGCUGGUGGCCGCCAACCUGACGUGCAAUUCUUCUUUGGAGGCUACUACGCGGGUUGCAGUUCAGGCGAAAUCCCUGAUCCCGAUAGUGUGGAAGAAAAGAGAUUAGUCGAGGUAUCAGCCAUCUGCCUCACACCGCGCAGCCGAGGUUACGUGACCAUCCAAUCCGUGGACCCUGAGCAAAAGCCUAUAAUGCAGCCCAACUACUUCUUCGAAGAACACGAGCUUAACGUUAUCGCCGACGCCGCUCGGAUCGCGUACAGGCUUGCUAACACUACGAUAAUGCGUGAAAAGUACGGCAUGAAGCCUUCAGAAGGGUACGGCGAGAAAGAAUGCGGGGAAGGGGGUGACAAUCCAUCGGAUGAGUUCUUCAAAUGCCUGGCGAUGCACUACACAGCGCCGGAGAACCACCAGGCCGGCACGUGCAAGAUGGGACCCGACACCGAUCCGAUGGCUGUGGUUGAUAUGCAGCUUAAGGUUCAUGGAAUUGAAGGUCUCAGAGUAGCAGAUGCAUCAAUCAUGCCAACGGUUGUGACUUCGAACACCGCAGCACCAACUGUGAUGAUAGCCGAGCGCGCAUCCGAGUUCAUAACGACUCGGUACCAGCUCGUCAAGAAACGCCCCAUAGAUGGGCUGAAUAACCGCUUUGGAGAUUCCGACGGUAGCGGGACGACCAGCAACGAAGGGUUUGGCAGUGGUAACUACGCCAGCAACGAAGCCAAAGAUGACAGAAUCACCGACAACCAAACGAAAGGCCAGGACAGAUGGGACCACCGAUGGAAGCCCUGGGACAGAGACUGGACGCAGUGGGACAAGCCCGUCUCACACAACGUAGAUUGGAACAAGAAACGCGGGGAUUACCCUCACAUAGGUUAUAAUUCUAGGUAGUAAGAUUUAAGUGAUGCAUUUAGGUUAAGAAAUAAAUAGUUCAAGUAUAUUACUUGUUGGAA